AUGAAGGUCGAGCACGAGGAGGAAGACGAUACGGCGAGUGUCAUAUCUUCGUCCUGCUCGACGCGUAAUUACAGCUCGGAAAAUGAUUCGGUCAGCAGGAGGUCCUGCUCCGUGAGCAGCGAGGAAAUGGGCAAUGGUAGUCUCAAUAUGCUCAGCAACUUUGUGCUCGGCAGUCACGAUAAAAAUCAGGCCAAUGAGCGACGAAACUCCAAGAGUGCGAUAAGCAGAGGCGAGGAAUGCUACACGAACGCCACUUCGCUAGCAGAAUGGAAUAACGUCAAAGCCUCCAGCCUCUAUUAUCCUACUUCGUCUAUUUACGAGUGCUCUGGUUAUCAGUCCCACUGGCCCUUACAAAGUAUGUACAUAAAUGGCACGGGAGGAUUCUCCACCGAUUACGCUUGGUUACCAGCCAAUUAUCAAAGUGUGCAAGACGCGGUCAACAGGCUCAGCCACCAAGACGCCGUGGCCAAGCAAAUAAAAAAAUUGCGGCCGAAAAAAUUCAGAUGUCACUAUUGUAAUGUGGCAUUCAGUAAUAAUGGACAGCUCAAGGGCCACUUGAGGAUACACACCGGUGAAAGACCAUUUAAGUGCGAUGCCGAAGGUUGUGGCAAGUCGUUUACGAGGAACGAGGAAUUAACGCGCCAUAAGCGUAUUCAUACCGGACUGAGGCCUUACUCGUGUCUCAUUUGCCGUAAGGGUUUCGGUCGUAAGGAUCAUCUGAAAAAGCAUACGAAAACCCACGAUAAUCGAAAUGUUUAUCAACUUGCGGCCGCGGCGGCCGCCGCUGCUUCCACACCUUUCGCCGGCUUUCACUUUGCACAUCAUCCGUCGAUAUCUAUAGGAGGAAUUCCGUACGCCUAUCCCCUUUGAUCCCAACAAAAAUUACAUAAUGAUAAAUUGGAUAAUUAAAAUUUUAAAUUUAAUCUAAUUAUUUACUAAUGAGCAAAGUCAAAAACUGCUUGAUUAGCCGCUUAAAUGUGCGUGAUUUUUGCAAUAAAAUCGAGUAUUCCGAAGAAUUCU
Ceratosolen solmsi marchali is the source of this 1020-nucleotide messenger RNA. RefSeq names its product zinc finger protein 286A. Gene Ontology annotation, biological process: regulation of transcription by RNA polymerase II. The record is from RefSeq and is a predicted model, not a curated record. The coding region runs from base 1 to 870 and encodes 289 amino acids. Gene Ontology annotation, molecular function: RNA polymerase II cis-regulatory region sequence-specific DNA binding; DNA-binding transcription factor activity, RNA polymerase II-specific. The transcript has 2 exons. Lineage: Eukaryota; Metazoa; Arthropoda; Insecta; Hymenoptera; Agaonidae.